UACAUUUUCACCUGAUGUUGUUGUCUUCACCACCACCUGAAGACUUUUUUUUUUUUUUUGCUCACACCUCUCUUGUUGUUUUCGAUGUUUCCGACAAAGGGAACUUUUGGUACCCGGAACCUGGGUCCACCGUCCAGGGUUGGUUACAACCAAUAACAACUCGUAUCUCGUAGAACGCGUCAUCCCUGGACCAAUCAGCGGCUGCGGAAUGGCUUGAACUAGAAUAAUUGGGACUAGCGUGGCCGAUGGAGUUAGCGGCAGAGGACGGACGGGCGCAACGCAACCGUUCGUACUUAAGGAUUCUAGCACCCCCUCCGACUUUCUCAGUCUCUGUUUCUGGAGCUGAGCUGAGAGCUGCUGCGCGCCGGUCACGCUUUCCUUAUUACCCUGCCAUUCACGCCCGCCCCCCGACCGCCCUUUGUGUCCUCGGCUGCCCCUGGACUGCGCUCCAUCUCUCCUUCCUUCAUAAACACGCUAUUCACGCGUCAUUCGCGUCGCGCGCUUGCUCGAUCCCAGCCACAGCUACUGCAGCUGCUUAUUUGGGUUCCAUUUUUUAUUUUUGGCCCGCCCCUUUCCCCUUUUUUUUUCUUCUAAUAUUAUUAGCAACGACUCCAUCGCGUUGCCGACAACACGGACUUUACUUCACUGUACCUUCCUCAUCGCUUCUCCCACAGCCCCCUUUCAGUUCUUACUUCCAGGCAUCAACACCUGGUUCUGGCCUCAGGCAGCAAUCGCGGCUUGGCACGUGCAGAUUGUGGAUUGACGAGCAUUUGAGCUCCAACUGACAUUCUCCUUAUCUCGUCUUCUCUCACCUGCAACUUUCCCCCUAGUCCCUUUCUU
Molecule: messenger RNA, 840 nt
Organism: Aspergillus vadensis CBS 113365
Lineage: Eukaryota; Fungi; Ascomycota; Eurotiomycetes; Eurotiales; Aspergillaceae
Exons: 1
Coding region: 246-785 (179 amino acids)
Source: RefSeq, a predicted model, not a curated record